This is a messenger RNA of Pelodiscus sinensis (Chinese soft-shelled turtle), 594 nucleotides long. NCBI's taxonomy places the organism in Eukaryota, Metazoa, Chordata, Testudines, Trionychidae. The record is from RefSeq and is a predicted model, not a curated record.
AGCCUGUCGCUGCGGUGGAGAUAAAUCCCGAGAUUUAUGGCCCCCUUGUUCAUCUGAGAGCCAGUGGCCUUCCCGCCUGCCAGCCGGCCUCCUCAGAACCUGCCCGCGCGGCGAGGGUGUUGUGCAGAGUGACUCACGCGGAGCCGCUCCCCGGGAAGAACUGAGUGUUCCCGGCCCCCUCCCCGGAGCUGGCAAACAAUCCAGCAUCUCUCCUCUCCUUGCCCAAGUUCAUGGACUGCUUCAUGAUUGGCUGGGAGCUGGUGCGGCUGCUGCAGAACGUUGCCAGGAUACCGGAGUUUGAGCAGCUCUGGAAGGACGUUAUCCACAAUCCGCAGGCGCUGAGCGCCCAGUUCACAGGUGUCCUGCAGCUCCUCCAGCUGAGAACUUCGCGCAAGUUCCUGGCCUGCCGCCUCACCCCGGACAUGGAGACCAAGCUGCUCUUCAUGACGUCCCGGGUACCCGCUUUGCUCCUCCCGCGGGGCCCAGAGGGCGCAAUGGGGCGGGGGUCCAACGUCGCUGCCUCCAACGCCAAGCUGGCCUUGUUCUACGACUGGCUCUUCUUCAGCCCCGAGAAGGACAACAUCAUGAACAUCG